CUGAUGAGACACCUGUGAGCGGCUUUUGUCACUGUCAUCUGCAGCUUGUAGGUGUGGAAAGCUAGAGGCAAGGUCUUUUUCUACAGAAGUCUGUCUGCACAUACUCAAUCUCAGCACUGCGCGCAGUGAACCAGCACCAUGCUCCUCUUCACUCUGCUGAUACUUGUUGUCCAAACUGUAACAUGCUCAGAAGUGCACAGCCGCCAGAAACGAGACUGGAUCAUCGACUCCUACGAGAUGGAAGAGGGACACCCGGGGCCCUUUCCUUACUCGUUGGGCAAGGUGGACCUUAACAGCAAAUAUCAAGUGUUUUUCGACCUGCAUGGCGAAGGGGUGGACAAGGAACCAAAGGACGUUUUUUUCAUUGAAAAGAACAGCGGUGAAAUUUUUGUGAAAAAGGCCGUGGACUACGAGAAGCACAAAGUACUCAAGCUAACCUUUGAAGCCAAGAAGUCAUUAGACUUUACUGUUGACACUCGACUGGGAAUUGAGAUUAUAAUUCAUGACAUCAACGACAACCCCCCAGUCUUUGAAAAAUCUCUCUAUGAGAUUACAGUAGAUGAGGAUGCCUCCCAAGGUUCCCAUAUCCACACUGUGCUGGCCUAUGAUGAAGAUAAGAGUGGAACCCCCAACUCAACUUUCCACUACGCCAUCAAAUCAGUUUCCCCAGAAACUUCAAACAUUGAAUUCUUCAUCAAAGAGACUGGAGCACUGUAUUUUAAAGGCUGUUUUGAUCAUGAGGUGGCCAGCAGGUAUACGUUGCUGGUAGAAGCCAUAGACCAUGGGGAGGUUGUCCGCUUGUCCAGUUCGACCACAGUUAUUGUCAAUGUAGAGGACGGUAACAACCACCUUCCAGUCUUCACAGGUCAAACGGGCUCCGGCAAAGUGAAAGAAAGGGAGACUGGGUUCUCUCCUCUGCGUCUCCAUGUGACAGACGAAGACGUGUUUCAGAGCAAAGCCUGGAGAGCGAGAUAUAGCAUUCAAGGAGAUGAGGAAGGACACUUCAAGAUAGAGACUGAUACAAAGACCAACGAUGGAGUUCUGACUGUUGUUAAGGGUUUAGACUUUAAAAAAGGACCAAAAAGAGAGCUGAAGAUCUUUGUUAAAAACGAGGCUGAAUUUUUCUCCUGUAAAGUGAAGAGCCGGCCAUCCACAGGCCUCUGGAAUGUUGACAUAACUAAUGAGCAAAGUGGUGGUGGGGAAAUCCCCUACAAUGCCAAAGAAGUCGUCAUUGAGGUAUUGGAUGUGAACGAUCCCCCUGAGUUUGACGUGACUGUCAAAGAGGCCUCGGUGAAGGAGGACGCACCGAUCGGAACCUGGGUGGAGAAAGUGACCGCUGUGGAUCCAGACAACACUACUUCAAGAGACUUUAUUUACAAAAUAGGGCAUGAUCCUGCUGGCUGGAUGAAGAUCGAUGCCCAGACUGGGAACAUCACUACUAAAAAGUUGGUGGACAGAGAAUCCAGCCACGUUGUCAACAACAUCUACACCUUGAUAGUGCAAGCAGUGGAUAAUGGGAAGCCACCAAUGACAGGGACAGCCACGCUGCAUAUUCACCUCAUUGACGUGAAUGAUAAUGUGCCACAACUUGAUAUGAACAAUCUGGAAAUCUGCUUGUCUGAUGGGCAGACUACCAGCAACAUCUCAGCCACUGAUCUAGAUGAGACUCCCUACGGAGGGCCUUUCACCUUUGAGCUUGUUGGGGAUGUCAGGGGAAAAUGGAAACUGGAUCCAUCUUAUGGUUUCACAGCUGGCUUGGUGAGGGAUUCCAGAGUGUAUGCUGGUGUCUACUCUCUGAAAGUAAAAGUUUCAGACAUGCAGGGACAGUACGGCAUUUACAGGCUGACCACAACUGUAUGCUCUUGCUCUGUGGCUCGCAACUGCCGCAAUCGGAGUGCUCCAACAUUUAACGCGGGAGGAGCAGUUGGCAUCGCACUGCUCUCGUUACUUUUGUUUGCAGUUGCUCUUCUGGCUGCAAUUAGCUUCUCUUGCAAAGAGAAUUUCACUGACAUGGAUACGGUUUCUCCUGUGGGAAACAUACAGAAUUCAAACAUUGAGAACCCAGGGACUGACUGCAAGGUACCAAAUAACCCUUCAACAUCAGAUGGUCAGACGAACAAAAAUUCAUUGAAGACUGAAAAGAAGUGGGACUGGACUAAGAGUGUGUAUUUCAACGAUACUAAUGUGUCCUUAUUACACAACCAGUCAGAGGAUUACAGGAGGAAAUAUUACUGGAACUGGAGCAAGAUAGCAAAAAGUAUCCAUUCAACCUCAGAUGGUCAGAGAAACAAUUCAUUGAAGACUGAAGAGAAGGUGGACUGGAUGCAGAAUAAGUAUAUCAACUAUAGAAAAUGGGAAUUCUACAAGUACAGACAACAGUUGCUGGAGGAAUGGAUGCCCUCUCAGAUUCAUUUGAAAGUGCGCUCAUUCCAGGAAACUGAAGACGAUCUACCGGAAUAUAAACCUCACAUCUACGCAGAAGAGGGAGACGCCGACAUCGUCUCAGAUCUUGAUAGCAUUAUCAUUCCUGAUAAUGCUUCAUUUGAUGAACUUGAGGAUUUAGGCCUAGAGUUUCAGGAACUGGCCUCCAUUUGCAUGUCAGCACAAAUGCAGAUCAAGAGCAAAAAUACCAAAACUAUCUAUAUGCAUCAUGGCAUUUAAUGGCAAAUGUUGUACAUUUCUUGAUUUAAUCUUACAAGAAGCAAAAAAAAAAGGAAAAAAGAAAAAAAAAAGUUCUUACAAAAAUGUUUAAGAGUUACAAAUUAGAAGUUAAGUGCACAGUUCAAUACACUUAAGUUAAAUACUGCCUUGAUCCAGACAAUAUUACAACUGCUGGAUUAGAAAAAACAAAAAAGCCUCCCAUUUCAUAAGCAUUUCAGCUCUUAAAAAAAAAAAAAAAAAAGUUGCUAAAGUUAGGGAGAUUCAUUUAAAGUAUAACAAUACUAUAAUUACAGUAGCAAUAACAAAAAGUGUUCACACUCUUCCAUUCCCAAUCUUUGGGAGGUUGCGCUGCUCUGCAGACCCUUCUGCUUUGCGCCCACGUCCGAGUCCUCUGCUUCUUAGGAAGCGACCAGGCACUCCAAAGGUUUCCAUAUUUAGCUUUUUUUCCUCUGCCCAGGUGGUUCUCCUAUGAAGGACAGUGAACAUGAAGAAUCAGAACCAAAAGCUGGUACAAAUGCAGAUUAACAACCACAGUUACCUGGGUUUAGGAUCUGAUGAAAUGUUGUCGAAGAAGCAUUUAGAUUUAUUGUAGUACUUCUCUGCAAGGGUUUCCCCCUCUUUCACAUCCGCCACGUCUUGUGCUUCCUCAACGUCCAGCUUGUCGACUGUAUAUAUAAAAAAAAUAUAUAUAUAAAUCGUUCUCCAGUAUCCAGUUAUAAAAAUCUGACACAUGACUCAUCUUUCAUCUACCUGUUGCCUCCUUUGUGAGAUGAUCCCUAAACUCAGCAUUUGCAGUUUCAAAGUCAAAAUCUGCCUCAAACUCCAAAGAUGCGACUUUGGAGUUUUUUGCCAAGAGCUGACCUCGACUUCUGGUUCUGGAUCUGCGAUUGGCUGAAAAUAACCAUCAGAGCCAGUUCAAGUAUGAAAGAGUUAAACUGAUUGAGUGGAAUAUGCAUUUUUUACUAAGUUUUUCCUCACACUUUGUGGGAAAGCCCUGAAAACAAUUACUAUGCCUUUUUUAUUUAAAUGAGUUUCAUCUUCAAGCAUUAAAUAAAACCACCUUGUUUUUGUCUUGCCUUCUGUCUGUCAGCACCUUGGCCUUGUAUCUUAGCCUCAGCUGAUUGUGAUAUUGCUCGACCUGAGAAGAAAAUAAAAUAAAAAUACAGUUAUGUUUGACUCCAAAA
This is a messenger RNA of Cyprinodon tularosa, 3845 nucleotides long. RefSeq names its product cadherin-like protein 26. Lineage: Eukaryota; Metazoa; Chordata; Actinopteri; Cyprinodontiformes; Cyprinodontidae. The coding region runs from base 139 to 2661 and encodes 840 amino acids. The transcript is spliced from 16 exons. Gene Ontology annotation, molecular function: calcium ion binding; cadherin binding. Gene Ontology annotation, cellular component: adherens junction; catenin complex; plasma membrane. Gene Ontology annotation, biological process: adherens junction organization; cell-cell junction assembly; cell morphogenesis. The record is from RefSeq and is a predicted model, not a curated record.